CUCUAUUCUUUUCUCUCCAUCCUCCUACAAUUGAACGAACACUCUCGACAUCACACGCGAGUUGCCGAUAAGGUCCAAAUGCUCGACAGACUAUCAUUAUAACACCUUUCUCAAUCUGCACGUCCAUCAGUCCCAGAACACCAGUCGCAAUGGCUGCGACGCAUUUCAUCCCAACAACGACGUCAUCCGCCACGUUCUUCCGAGCACUCGCGGUAGCCUCGACGGCGCGAUCAUGUCCUCACUCGCUGAGGACGUUCUCCUCCUCUAUCGGUCGACGGGCAUCGUCGAAGCGAGAACUCUAUACUGCUCCCUCAUACCAGCCGCAUAGUCUCCCUGCAGAUUAUCCGUUACCUCCACGAAACACAAAUGUCCCAGAUACGUCCAUAGCAGGACCCGGACCUCGAUUGAAUGACACGAAUUCCUUGAGACAAAACACCACUCAACAGAACAGCACCUCGGAGACUGCCAGCAUACGCGUGCCCGAACGAGAGGCGCAACAAUCCAAGCCAGUGGCCCCGCCGCCGCCGCCGAAGACAGAAGAGACCAAGUCCGCCAAACCCAGGCGGAGCAAACUGAGGCCGCGAAAGGCCGCGAUGAAAAUCUCCCCGGAUGCGUUGAUUCAUUUGCGCAACCUCCUGGACCAGCCCAACCCGAAGUUGAUCAGAGUUGGCGUUAAGAACAGAGGUUGCUCUGGUCUCGCGUAUCAUUUGGAGUAUGUGGACAAACCGGCCCCCUUCGACGAAGUCGUUGAGCAAGAGGGAGUCAAGGUCCUGAUCGACAGCAAAGCAUUGUUCAGCAUUAUUGGAAGUGAAAUGGAUUGGCAGGAAGACAAACUCAGCGCCAGAUUUGUCUUCAAGAAUCCCAACAUUACGGAGCAAUGCGGUUGUGGCGAGUCGUUCAGCGUUUCAUGAAGACAUGACCAGCGUGAUGCAUUUCCAGCGUUUGGCAGAAGAUGGUCUCGAGGGUGUUUACCCGAACAUUAUAUCAAAUUAAGCAUUCCAACGUUCGAUAACAUCAGGGAUCUGCAGGCUCUUCGGUGCUCGACCUAGUAGACGCCUUUCUCGUAGUCAAUCACCCUCACAUCAUCCCAUCUAUGACUAUUCUUCUUCCCAAAAGCGAGAUGGCUGGGAUCGUCGGAGAGAUAGUAGUCGCGGUCCUUGAGGGAUGCGAAUUCGACCACAAAGCCAUGCGUGAACCCGCCCUGCCCCGUGUCAGUACCACUGUUUGAGGCAUGGCCAGCGAUCGCAAACCUGAGCGCCUUCUGGACUGUUAUCGACGCCGCCAGAUGAAGUGAUGAUGUAUGGCUUGUUCGUUGACGGAUGCAGGCACGUUUCCUUCAGAGACAACAUGUCAUCACAGACCUGUU
Messenger RNA from Exophiala viscosa, 1366 nucleotides. Its product is annotated as Fe-S cluster assembly protein SufA. NCBI's taxonomy places the organism in Eukaryota, Fungi, Ascomycota, Eurotiomycetes, Chaetothyriales, Herpotrichiellaceae. Gene Ontology annotation, cellular component: mitochondrion; cytoplasm. The transcript has a single exon. Bases 150 to 911 code for a protein of 253 amino acids. Gene Ontology annotation, biological process: iron-sulfur cluster assembly. Gene Ontology annotation, molecular function: 2 iron, 2 sulfur cluster binding. The record is from RefSeq and is a predicted model, not a curated record.